This is a messenger RNA of Motacilla alba alba, 2159 nucleotides long. It is a transcript of the gene SCFD1, whose product is annotated as sec1 family domain containing 1. The record is from RefSeq and is a predicted model, not a curated record. Gene Ontology annotation, biological process: intracellular protein transport; endoplasmic reticulum to Golgi vesicle-mediated transport. NCBI's taxonomy places the organism in Eukaryota, Metazoa, Chordata, Aves, Passeriformes, Motacillidae. The transcript is spliced from 25 exons. Gene Ontology annotation, cellular component: Golgi membrane; cytosol. The coding region runs from base 74 to 1972 and encodes 632 amino acids. Gene Ontology annotation, molecular function: syntaxin binding.
UCGCCACGUGUCGCGGCGGCUGCGCAGGCGGCGGCGGGGCGGGGCGGCGCGGCCGGGCCGGCGGCGCGGGAAGAUGGCGGCCGGGAUCCGGGAGAAGCAGACAGUGGCUUUGAAACGUAUGCUGAACUUCAAUGUUCCCCCAGUUAAAAACAGCACAGGAGAACCAGUAUGGAAGGUUCUCAUUUAUGACAGAUUUGGCCAAGAUAUCAUCUCACCUUUGCUGUCAGUGAAAGAGCUGAGGGAUAUGGGGAUCACUUUGCAUCUGCUUUUGCAUUCAGAUCGGGAUGCUAUUCCAGAUGUUCCAGCUGUUUACUUUGUAAUGCCAACAGAAGAAAAUAUUGACAGAAUGUGCCAGGAUCUUCGAAACCAGCUUUAUGAGUCUUACUAUUUAAACUUCAUUUCUGCCAUUUCAAGAAGUAAACUGGAAGAUAUUGCAAAUGCUGCUAUUGGUGCUAAUGCAGUAACUCAAGUGGCUAAGGUGUUUGAUCAAUAUCUUAAUUUUAUUACUUUAGAAGAUGAUAUGUUUGUAUUGUGUAACCAAAACAAAGAACUUGUUUCAUACCGUGCCAUUAACCGACCAGAUAUAACAGACACAGAAAUGGAAACUAUAAUGGACACUAUUGUUGAUAGUCUCUUCUGUUUUUUUGUUACACUUGGCGCUAUACCUAUAAUCAGAUGCUCAAGAGGAACUGCAGCUGAAAUGGUGGCAGUGAAACUGGAUAAGAAGCUGAGAGAGAAUCUAAGAGAUGCCAGAAACAGUCUUUUUACAGGUGAUACACUUGGAGCUGGCCAAUUCAGCUUCCAAAGGCCCUUAUUAGUCCUUGUUGACAGAAACAUAGAUUUAGCAACUCCUCUACAUCAUACGUGGACAUACCAAGCUUUAGUGCAUGAUGUUCUGGAUUUCCAUUUGAAUAGAGUUAACUUGGAAGAAUCAGCAGGAACAGAAAGUACUCCAGCAGGUGCUAGACCUAAGAAAAAAAAUAAGAAGUCCUAUGAUUUAACUACAUCUGAUAAAUUCUGGCAAAAGCAUAAGGGCAGUCCUUUUCCAGAGGUGGCCGAGUCUGUUCAGCAAGAACUGGAAUCUUACAGAGCCCAAGAAGAUGAAGUCAAAAGACUUAAAAGUAUCAUGGGCAUUGAAGGGGAGGAUGAAGGAGCAAUAAGUAUGCUUUCAGAUAAUACAGCUAAGCUAACUUCAGCUGUCAGCUCUCUUCCAGAACUUCUGGAAAAGAAGAGGCUCAUUGAUCUUCAUACGAAUGUUGCAACAGCUGUUUUGGAGCACAUAAAGAGUCGAAAGCUGGAUGUGUAUUUUGAAUAUGAGGAAAAAAUAAUGAGCAAAUCCACUCUGGAUAAAUCUCUUCUGGACAUGAUUUCUGACCCAGAUGCAGGAACUCCUGAAGACAAAAUGCGAUUAUUUCUCAUCUAUUACAUAAGCUCAGCUCAGGCACCUUCAGAGAUUGACUUGGAGCAGUAUAAAAAAGCAUUGAUGGAUGCAGGUUGUAAUCUCGCUCCUUUGAGCUACAUAAAACAAUGGAAAGCUUUCACUAAGAUGGCUUCAGCUCCAACCAGCUAUGGAAAUGCUACACCUAAACCUUUGGGUCUGUUUUCACGUGUUAUGAAUACAGGAUCACAGUUUGUAAUGGAAGGAGUGAAGAACUUGGUACUGAAGCAACAAAAUCUGCCGGUCACACGUAUUUUGGACAACCUUAUGGAGAUGAAGUCAAACCCUGAGACAGAUGACUACCGGUAUUUUGACCCCAAGAUGCUGCGAGGCAGUGACAGCUCAGUUCCAAGAAAUAAAAAUCCAUUCCAGGAGGCCAUAGUGUUUGUAGUUGGAGGAGGCAACUAUAUUGAAUAUCAAAAUCUUAUUGACUACAUAAAGGGUAAACAAGGCAAACAUGUCCUGUAUGGCUGCAGUGAACUUUUUAAUGCCACACAAUUUAUAAAACAGCUGUCCCAACUUGGCCAGAAAUAAGACUGAAACACCAUUACCUGGAUGGAAACAUGGCAACAGAGAAUUGUUACAACAUUCAGAUAUCUUCAUAUCUUUAAUUUUGUCCUUAUAUUAAAACUUAAACCUAUUUCAUUAAUAUGAUAACUUUAAAAAAAUGUGUAAUUAAUACGGUGUAUAUCAGCAUUUCAGAAAUAAAACUUAAAACCAC